Molecule: messenger RNA, 2318 nt
Organism: Daucus carota subsp. sativus
Lineage: Eukaryota; Viridiplantae; Streptophyta; Magnoliopsida; Apiales; Apiaceae
Product: putative lipid phosphate phosphatase 3, chloroplastic
Exons: 10
Coding region: 1049-2053 (334 amino acids)
Biological process (GO): phospholipid metabolic process
Molecular function (GO): phosphatidate phosphatase activity
Source: RefSeq, a predicted model, not a curated record
UAUUUACUAUUCAUUAGAUUGUCACUUCAGUGUAUUAAUUUUUGUUGAUUAUGGUUAAAUAUCUUGUUAUAUAAGCUAUUCUCUGCUGCACAUUAUUAUUCAUAAGGGAUUGUGUAUAGUAGUGAGAUUUUGUUACCGGAUGAGGAGGAGUGUUAGAACUAUAAUUAUAUACAUUUCGCGGCUUUUACUAACACUUUCCGAUUGUAGUAGUUAAUAGUAGUGGUAUUUACCUAUGCUCCACUUUUUUGGAUUAAAAUUGAUUAGCUGUAUCUAUUACAGUAUGUAUUUUAUUGCAAGGUUAGAGAUACUGGUUGUCGGAUUUAUGAGUAAAUUAAUUAGGUGAAGCAGGAAAGUUAGAGAGAUGGCCAGUUGUUUGCAUUUUGGUGUUGGGGGCGUCAAUUUGUCAGCUCGAGGCGUUAUUAAGACACUGUGUUUGUUGUGAGGGUUGUGACAGGGAUAUAAUAUAUUUGAAUUCCAGUUAAGGAUGUAACCAAAAUUAAUGCUGUUGACAGACAGAGCAAAUCGUUUUUUUACUAUAGGAAGACUGAUGUUGAUAGAUUGUUCACCAAAUUGUGUUUUAAGAAUAUGUCAGGCUGAGGUAAAUAAUUGAUCAGUUGUAAAUUUAGUUGCCUAUCCUCAUUGAUUUGUGGCUGUACAUGAAUUACUAUAUUAUGCUUCUCAAUCGGUUAAGAUUGGACAAAUAUCAUGAACUUGGAGUUUGGUAUUGGUGCCAGAACUAAUUUUUUACUACUUCAAACUGUACAACACUCUGAGUGAACUUGCUGAGUCACAGUUGACAUGACAUUUUGAAUCUUGUGGGAGUAUGUUAAGGAUGAACCGAGCCAUAGACUGGAGGUUUCUGCAAUUAAUACUGGAAAUUCUUCUUCGCUCUACUAUCCCUUGUUAGAAUCCAAGAACAGAGAGAACUUCCGCUUCUACUUGGAAAUACACCAAGAACUGAGCAACAACAUGGUGACAUUUGUACUUCGUGGCACCGUGGACCAUUUUCAGUUUUAAAUUUUUGACUCGGGUUUAGAUCUCAUUUUGGAUGCAUAUCACACGUCAGUAUGUAUACUAUUUGUCAUUGCUGAACAGGAUGAUGCAGACACAGAGUGGGUCACAUACUGUAAAAUCUCAUGGAUAUACUGUGGCAAGGACACACAUGCAUGACUGGUUGAUACUAAUACUUUUGGUGGUGAUAGAUGUCAUUCUAAAUAUUAUUCACCCAUUUUAUCGGUAUGUUGGAAAGGAUAUGAUGAGUGAUCUCAAGUUCCCCUUAAAAAGCAACACUGUUCCAAUAUGGGCUGUUCCUAUAUAUGCAGUUGCUCUGCCAAUGGUCAUCUUUCUCAUCUUCUAUCUUCGUAGGAGAGAUGUUUAUGAUCUUCAUCAUGCCAUAUUAGGCCUCUUAUUCUCUGUUCUAGUAACUGCGGUUAUUACAGAUGCAAUAAAAGAUGCUGUUGGUCGACCUCGGCCAGACUUUUUCUGGCGUUGUUUUCCUGACGGAAAAGAUGUCUAUGAUCAAUGGGGAAAUGUUAUUUGUCAUGGUAACAGAAGUACCGUAAGAGAAGGGCAUAAAAGUUUUCCAAGUGGACAUACUGCGUGGUCAUUUGCUGGGAUGGGAUUUCUGUCACUCUAUCUAUCUGGAAAGGUAAAAGCAUUCGAUCGCGGAGGCCAUGUUGCAAAACUCUGCAUUGUAUUCUUCCCCCUCUUAAUUGCAUCACUUGUUGGGAUAUCUCGAGUGGACGACUAUUGGCACCACUGGCAGGAUGUUUUUGCUGGAGGUCUCAUAGGUUUGACAAUAGCCACAUUUUGCUAUUUGCAGUUCUUCCCGCCUCCCUAUCACAGUCAAGGUUGGGGUCCAUAUGCAUAUUUCCGAAUGUUGGAGGAAUCACUCGUAAACGGGCGUGUGCCGGAUGCUGCAACUACCUGCAAUGCACAGCUUGCAAGUACUCAAACUGUGCCCCAGCAACAUGAUAGAAAUUUCAGUGGACUAGCUUCAAAAGGUACUUCCACUCAGCAGACAGUUGAAGAUUUGGAAGCUGGGAGGAGCUAGUGUUGAAGCGCAUCAUAUCCUCCUCUGUAUGGACACAUGUGAAUAACUCUCUUAGCUUGUGUUAUUAUAGACGGGGAUGGUAAAUAUCGAGUGAGAUGAACUAUGGUGCAAAUACCUGGAGCAUAAAGCCCAGGCUUUAAGUUUGCAAAUACCUAGAGCAUAAAGCCCAGGCUUUAAGUUUUUUUUGGUCAGGCCUAGACUUUUAGAAACCGACUUAAAACCACAAGUUGGAGGUACUUUUUUCAAUGUCUUAAAUUUUUUUGAA